GACAGCCGAGAAGAAGCAGUUCUCGGGAGCAUCCCUCUGCCCAGCUAUGUCAUCUCCCCUGUGGCCCCUGAGGAUCGCAUAAGCCGCAAGUAUUCUUUUAAGGCUGUGCAUACGGGCAUGAGGGCGCUCAUCUAUAGCACCACCACAGCGGGCUCCCAGGCUGAGCACUCGGGCAUGAGGACCUACUUCUUCAGUGCUGACACCCUGGAGGACAUGAAUGCCUGGGUCAGGGCCAUGAACCAGGCUGCACAGGUGCUGUCUCGAUCAUCACUCAAGAGGGACAUGGACAAGGUGGAGAGGCAAGCCAUGCCACAGGCCAACCACACGGAAGCUUGUCAAGAAUGUGGCCAUGUGGGACCUGGUCACUCGAGAGACUGUCCUCAGCGAGGCUAUGAAGACUCUUUUGGCUUCGACAGGAGGGAGCCGGAGGAUGAGCGUUUCCGUUCUCAAAGGGACCCACUGGAGGGCAGGCGGGACAGGAACAAGGCCAGGUCCCCAUACUUGCCAGCUGAGGAAGAUGCUUUGUUUGUGGAUCUACCCGGUGGACCCCGAGGCCAGCAAGCACAGCCACAGCGGCCUGAGAGGAAUGGCAUCCCACCUGUCUCUUAUGGCCCAGGAGAACAAAAUGGUACCAAUGGGUACCAACGUGUUGCUCCUCCCAGGACCAACCCAGAGAAACACAGCCAGAGGAAGACCAACCUGGCCCAGACAGAGCACUGGGCAAAGACUCAGAAGGGAGACGGCAGGAGCUUGCCCUUAGACCAGACACUUCCUCGCCAGGGUCCCAGUCAGCCCCUGUCCUUCCCGGAAAACUACCAGACUCUUCCCAAAAACACUAGACAUCCUUCUGGGAGCUCUUCACCCCCUCCCCGGAACCUGCCCAGUGACUACAAGUACGCACAGGACCGAGCAAGCCAUCUGAAGAUGUCCAGUGAGGAGCGUCGGGCACACAGGGAUGGUACCGUGUGGCAGCUCUACGAGUGGCAGCAGAGGCAGCAGUUCCGGCAUGGCAGCCCCACGGCGCCCAUAGGAGCUGGCUCCCCGGAGUUCACUGAGCAGGGCCGCAGCCGGAGCCUGCUAGAGGUGCCCCGCUCCAUCUCUGUGCCUCCAUCUCCUUCUGACAUCCCUCCUCUAGGGCCUCCCAAGCCCUUACCACCCCGGCGGCCACAUACACCAGCAGAAAGGGUCACAGUGAAGCCACCUGAGCAGAGGAGGAGUGUGGACAUCUCUUUGGGAGGUUCUCCCAGGAAGGCACGGGGUCAUGCUCUUAAGAACUCCUCUCAUGUGGACCGGCGUUCCAUGCCUUCCAUGGGCUACAUGACCCACACAGUCAGUGCUCCCAGCUUACAUGGAAAAUCGCUGGAAGAGCUCUCGCUGCUGCUCACCCGGUUGCAGCGGCACCAGGCCAAGUUGGCCAGCGUGCGCAAUUUCGCCGUGGGCCAGUUACUGCACCACUACUUGACCUUUCCUGCCUGCCAGGCUGAUGAUACCUACCUCCAGCUGAAGAAGGACCUGGAGUACCUGGAUCUAAAGAUUAAAAAUAAUGAACCUUUGAUCAACGUGCUUUACAAAGUGCUGAAGAAGUCAGCACGGGGCUGUCGGCCCGGGAGAAGCAUGACAGGCCGAGAUCUUCUUAAGGAUCGAAGUCUGAAGCCGAUGAAGAUCGCUGAAAGUGACAUUGAUGUCAAGUUGAGUGUUUUCUGUGAACAAGACAGGAUCCUCCAGGACUUGGAAGACAAGAUCCGAGCUCUCAAGGAGAAUAAAGACCAGCUAGAGUCCGUGCUGGAGGUGCUGCACAGGCAGACAGAGCAAUACCGAGACCAACCACAGCACCUGGAAAAGAUCACGUGUCAGCAGAGACUCCUCCAGGAGGACCUCGUCCACAUCCGGGCAGAGCUCUGCAGAGAGUCUACGGAGAUGGAAAAUGCCUGGAAUGAGUACCUGAAGUUGGAGAGGGAUGUGGAACAGCUGAAGCAGACCCUGCAGGAACGACACAGAAGAACCUUUUUCUUCCAGGAGAAGUCUCAGAUACAGAAGGAUCUGUGGAGGAUCGAAGAUGUCAUGGCAGGCUUGAGUGCAAAUAAAGAGAACUACAGAGUCCUGGUGGGGUCUGUCAAAAAUCCAGAAAGGAAAACGGUGCCUUUGUUCCCUCACCCGUCCGUGCCUUCACUCUCUCCAACUGAGAGCAAGCCGGCUUUGCAGCCUAGUCCUCCCACCAGCCCUGUGCGGACACCUCUGGAGGUCCGACUUUUCCCGCAGCUGCAGACCUACGUGCCAUACCGACCUCACCCGCCCCAGCUGAGGAAAGUGAUGUCCCCUCUUCAGUCACCAACCAAGGCGAAGCCUCAGGUGGAAGACGAGGCACCCCCCAGGCCACCACUUCCUGAACUCUACAGCCCAGAGGACCAGCCCCCAGCUGUGCCACCUCUGCCUAAGGAAGCUACCGUCAUACGGCACACAUCUGUACGGGGCCUCAAGCGACAGUCUGACGAAAGAAAGAGGGACCGGGAGCAGGGCCAGUGUGUGAAUGGCGACUCGAAGGUGGAGCUCCGGUCCUAUGUGAGCGAGCCAGAGCUGGCCAGCCUCAGUGGGGACGUGCCUCAGCCCUCCCUGGGCCUCGUGGGCUCUGAGAGCAGGUACCAGACACUGCCAGGCAGAGGGCUCUCGGGCUCCACAUCCAGGCUCCAGCAGUCAUCCACCAUUGCUCCCUACGUCACUCUCCGGAGGGGUCCGAAUGCCGGAAACAGCAGUAUGACCUUCUCUAGACCCAAGAGUGCCUUGGAGCGCCUGUAUUCAGGGGACCACCAGCGGGGCAAGAUGAGUGCGGAGGAACAGCUGGAGCGGAUGAAGCGACACCAGAAGGCCUUGGUCCGGGAGCGCAAGAGGACCCUGAGCCAAGGAGAGAGACAGGGCCUGCUCUCAGCCAGAUACCUCAGCCAGCCACUGCCUGGAGAUCUUGGCUCAUGGAAGCGAGAACAAGAUUUUGACCUGCAGCUGCUGGAGCGGGCUGCUCAGGGGGACAGAAAAGACAGAGAAGACGGCUGGCUAAAAGUGCAGGCCACACCUGUCAUGGAGUUGGACCUAGAGCCACAAGACUAUGAUUUGGACAUCAGCAGAGAGCUGUCUAAGCCAGAGAAGGUCUCCAUCCCUGAGCGGUACGUGGAACUGGAUCCCGAGGAGCCACCCAGCCUUGAAGAGCUGCAGGCACGGUACCGGAAAGCUGAGAAGAUCCGAAAUAUCCUCGCUCGUUCAAGCAUGUGUAACCUGCAGCCCCCAGGCCAGGACCGCAACAGCCUGGCUGACCUGGACUCGCAGCUGCAGGAACAGGAGCGGAUCAUCAACAUCUCUUAUGCCCUGGCCUCAGAGGCCUCUCAGCGCAGCAAGCAGGUAGCAGUGCAGCAGCUGGCCCUCCUCCCGCCUAAAGCCCCCCUGUCCGCCAGGACGGUGCCACCUUACCCCCCCUUAAGCAACGGACUGCACUACACCUUUGUCUAACACCUUCCAACCCAGGCAGUAGCAGACCCAUGAUCCAGUGUGCAGAGGAGAAGCCUGGACCUGGGGGCCCAGCUCAACCAGCAUCUUCAUGAAAUAUUGUCUCCUCUGCGCAGUGGAAACCCUUCCAGCUGAACAGGGCUCGCGCUGGAGGAGAGAAGAGCCCACCCAGCAUGGUGGGUACAGCAUGGAACAAGGGUUCCGUCCCAACACAAGCCCAUUGUUUCGGUCCAGAGUCCUUCCUACAGAUGACAGAAGCACUUUUGAUGCACGAUGUGAAAUAUACUGUAUUUUAGGAUCAGAAUGUAUUUUAUAUCCUCACCUCAAGGUCUGAGUGGCUGAAAGGUGAGCCUGCAGGGUUUUGUAGCCACACAUAGGGAUUCAGGUACUACGGUGGGGGGGGCAUAGUGGGGAGGGGAGAAAGGGCAGGACAGGCAGGGGCCAUUCCCACUGCCCACGAAGCCAGAGGGCGGCUGGAUUUGGGAAUGUGCUUCCUGUGGGUUCCAGCAUGAGGCUUGUUACCAUGCUCCCCAGAAAGUGAGGAGCAGUUGACUGCCAAGGCCAGUACCCCUGAGCUGAGGCCCAGCCUUGGAAACUCCACCGGGAUGGCCCAUGGAGCCUGUCUGGGCCUUGGUGCUGACUGAGGAGCAACCACGGCUGUUCAGAAGUGGUGGCUUCUUCAGCCUGUCAUGAAGCAGUGAAGUUCCCUCCGCGAACAGUUCUCAGAAAACCAGAAGCCACUGUGAAGUGGAAAUGGGAGAUGUGUUGUAGCAAUAAACUCCACACUGGGUGGUAUCUGCAUACAAAUGCCUACCCUACCAUCAUCCCUCCAGCCUGCUGUGGGGAAACCCAGGACGGCCUCCCUGGGACUGGUGAGGAGGGCAGGCAGAACCAGGGCACAGGACUUUGACCUGACUCUAGCCCAGCUGAGGAAGAGGUGACCAUGCCAGACACAGUGUUCUUGGCCCCAUAUUUAACUUGUCUCCUGGUUUUCUACAUACAGGAAGCAAUGGUUGAAAGAAAACAAACUAAAAACCCCUCCAUUGUGUGGAGCCACAUUUUAAAUGAAAAUUUGUCUUUGACUAUACUUAAAAGAAAAAAAAAUCCUUGAAUAUAUUUAGAAGUUGCUGUCUAUUUUUAACUAACUCCAUAUGCUGCCAGUAUCAACUUCAUGACAUUUGCCAAAAUAAAAUUUUAUUUUUGCCUUUAUAAGAUUUUGUUGGAGAAAAUGAAAUGAAU
Molecule: messenger RNA, 4731 nt
Organism: Microtus ochrogaster (prairie vole)
Lineage: Eukaryota; Metazoa; Chordata; Mammalia; Rodentia; Cricetidae
Gene: Plekha7
Product: pleckstrin homology domain containing A7
Exons: 23
Coding region: 118-3495 (1125 amino acids)
Biological process (GO): epithelial cell-cell adhesion; pore complex assembly; cell-cell adhesion mediated by cadherin
Cellular component (GO): zonula adherens; pore complex
Molecular function (GO): protein binding
Source: RefSeq, a predicted model, not a curated record